Messenger RNA from Musa acuminata subsp. malaccensis (wild Malaysian banana), 880 nucleotides. NCBI's taxonomy places the organism in Eukaryota, Viridiplantae, Streptophyta, Magnoliopsida, Zingiberales, Musaceae. The record is from RefSeq and is a predicted model, not a curated record.
AAGAGAGAGAGAGAGGGGGAUUGUGGCCUUCGCCUUCCUCGUAGAGAGGCGGAGUCCGGCCAAAGUGGUCGUCGGGGGAGGGGGAGGGGGAGGGGCGGGUUGUCGAUGGCCGUCUCCUGGUCCUCCGCCAUCAGGAUCUCCCUCCUCGUCCUCCUCGUCGCCGCCGUCGUCGCCGCUUUCUUCACCCUCCCUGUCCAAAAGAUUUUGAACGACUUUUUGGUGUGGAUAAAGCAGAAUGUUGGUCCGUGGGGUCCUGUUGUGCUGGCUGUUGCAUAUAUUCCUUUGACAAUUCUAGCUGUUCCGGCAUCAAUACUUAGUCCGAUUACUCUUGCGCUAGUGUAUGUCGGUACUACUUUCAAGGAUCUAGCUGAUGUGACACAUAGAUGGAAUGAGGUUUCAUCUACUCAUUGGGUACUAAUGGUAACUGGGCUGGCAAUAUCUGCUAUCCUUAUGGUAUGUGUCACGAGAGAAACGCAUGCAUAUUUGGAUAAGGCAUUGGUUGAGAAUACAGUGGUAGAGAACAUCCUAAUCAUCACGACGCCACCAUCGUCACCUCCACCGCCACCACCGGUGUCACCCGAGUCACCCUUGCACCUACAGCAACCUCUUAUGAUCAAGAUGGACACUUCAAAUGUCGAUCGCGUGAAAUAAUUUCUUUCUUUUUCUUUUUGUUUUUCUUAGUGUAAAUCAUUCCCCCAUCAUUUUCUUGGGGCCCUCAUUAAAGCUAGCCUUGGUUUUCAAGGAACCACCAUAGCUCUAAAGCAGCAGCAGAUACAUGCUGCUAUUUCUUUGUUAGAUAACAUAGGUUCUUAUCUAACGUAACUCUUAACUUGGCCACAUGUAUUAAUGUUUUACCGACACUAUUAAUGCAAUUAACAUC